CUCCUGUGUUUGUUGAGCAGACAUGCUAUAAUUAUAAUACAAUGAGAUGGAAACUUUAUGACGAAACGGAAACAUGUCUUUGCAGUCGAUUCGCGAGUUCCAUAGUGGCUAGUCGCGUUGAAGUAGAUUGGCGGAAAGACAGUGUGAGCAUUACGAUAAGAGAGUCAUAAUUGCAUAGCAAUUUUCCUUGAUCCUUUUAAAUAUAUAAAAAUAAUAUCGGAGUUUUCUCUCUCUCUCUAUUCACACACAUCAUCACCAUGGCUGUAUUAAUACAACAGUUAAUAGCAGGAUAUAAAUAUAUUAACGAAAAUCUGGCAGAUCCACGUACCCAAGAUUACUUUAUGAUAAGCACGCCAUGGCCUUGUAUAGCUCUGCUUGGAUUUUAUAUAUAUUUUAUUUAUUAUAUUGGUCCGAGGUUUAUGGCAAGAAGACAACCUUUCCAACUAAACAGGAUAUUGCAAAUAUAUAAUGUUUCACAAAUUAUAAUAAAUGCAUACAUAUUUUAUAAAGCAUUAACAUUGGCAUGGUUACGAGAUUACAGUUACAUUUGUCAACCUAUUGAUUAUUCGUACUCACCAAGAGCAAUAGAGAUCACCAGAGUGGUAUGGUAUUAUUUCAUGGUUAAAAUACUGGAUUUGUCGGAGACAAUUUUUUUCGUGCUCAGAAAGAAACAGAAUCAAGUGACCUUUCUUCAUGUAUAUCAUCAUGUGGGCAUAACAAUGGGCACUUGGGGUGCCUCUAAAUAUAUGGCUGGCGGUCAUAUUACUUUCUUAGGAUUGCUCAAUACAUUUGUACACGUAAUAAUGUACACGCAUUAUCUGCUAUCGUCUAUGAAAAUAGAUACAAGUUCAUGGAAGAAGUACAUCACUCAGUUGCAAUUGGUCCAAUUUUUCCUGAUUAUUUUACACUACGGACAAUUAGCCUGGGUGAAAGAUUGCGGCUUUCCACUUUGGCCAGCAUAUAUAAUGAUACCACAGAAUUUCUUUAUGAUUAUACUAUUUGGGGACUUUUAUUAUAAAAUGUACAUUAAAAAACAACCGGCAAUUAGAGUGGCACUGAGGAAGACGGAAACAAAUGGCAUUUCUGCUGACGUCUCGAAAGAAGGAUUGAAAGAACAAUGAAUUCAAAG
Formica exsecta is the source of this 1129-nucleotide messenger RNA. Its product is annotated as elongation of very long chain fatty acids protein 7-like. Gene Ontology annotation, biological process: sphingolipid biosynthetic process; fatty acid elongation, monounsaturated fatty acid; very long-chain fatty acid biosynthetic process. NCBI's taxonomy places the organism in Eukaryota, Metazoa, Arthropoda, Insecta, Hymenoptera, Formicidae. Gene Ontology annotation, molecular function: fatty acid elongase activity. Gene Ontology annotation, cellular component: endoplasmic reticulum membrane. The coding region runs from base 258 to 1121 and encodes 287 amino acids. The record is from RefSeq and is a predicted model, not a curated record. The transcript has 6 exons.